Messenger RNA from Carcharodon carcharias (great white shark), 534 nucleotides. Its product is annotated as gamma-crystallin S-1-like. NCBI's taxonomy places the organism in Eukaryota, Metazoa, Chordata, Chondrichthyes, Lamniformes, Lamnidae. The transcript has 3 exons. Gene Ontology annotation, molecular function: structural constituent of eye lens. Gene Ontology annotation, biological process: visual perception; lens development in camera-type eye. The coding region runs from base 1 to 534 and encodes 177 amino acids. The record is from RefSeq and is a predicted model, not a curated record.
AUGACCGAAGGCAGAGUUAUCUUUUACGAGGACAGGAACUUCCAGGGUCAGUACUAUGAGUGCAGUAGUGACUGUGCUGACCUUCACUCUCACAUCAGCCGCUGUAACUCCAUCCGUGUUGAGAGUGACUGGUGGGUGAUGUAUGAGAAACCCAAUUACAUGGGAUACCAGUAUGUUCUGACUAAGGGAGAAUAUCCUGACCACCAGCACUGGAUGGGAUUCAAUGACAACAUCAGGUCAUGUCGUUCAUAUAGCUAUGCUAGUGGGGCUCCAUACAAAAUAAAGAUUCACGAGAGGCCUAACUUUGGAGGACAGAUGAUGGAAUUCAUGGAUGACUGUCCAUCUGUCCACGAUCGGUUCCAUCAUCAUGACAUUCACUCCUGCCAUGUGAUGGACGGUUACUGGAUCUUCUAUGAACAUCCCAACUACAGAGGCCGACAGUACUUCAUGAGACCCGGUGAAUACAGGAGAUACAGUGACUGGGGAGCCAUUGUGGCUACUGUUGGCUCCUUCCGUCGAAUUGUGGACAUCUAA